This is a messenger RNA of Chaetura pelagica (chimney swift), 928 nucleotides long. RefSeq names its product ubiquitin-fold modifier 1 (gene UFM1). Bases 1 to 525 code for a protein of 174 amino acids. The transcript has 7 exons. The record is from RefSeq and is a predicted model, not a curated record. Gene Ontology annotation, biological process: protein K69-linked ufmylation. NCBI's taxonomy places the organism in Eukaryota, Metazoa, Chordata, Aves, Apodiformes, Apodidae. Gene Ontology annotation, cellular component: cytoplasm; nucleus.
AUGGGCUUCCCCUGGAGUCACAAACAGUCACUUCUCCUGGUGCAGGGUCCUCCACAGCUGCAGGUCUACAUCUGCCUUGCUGUGGUCCUUCACGGGCUGCUCCACCACGCUCCUCCAUGGGCUGUGGGAGAUAGCCUGCAGCCUCACCACGAGCUGCAGGUGAACCUCUGCUCCUGCACACCUCCCCCCUGUGAGGAGGAAGGAGCAUCCCCUUUGAAGAGGAAAGCAAUGGAAUGGAGGGCAGACUUUGUUGGGAAUGGAACAGUUUUUCUGGAGGGCACCUUUAAAGUCCCGCUUACCUCGGACCCGCUACUGCCCUACAAAGUGUUAAGCGUGCCUGACAGCACACCUUUCACAGCUGUCUUGAAGUUUGCUGCAGAAGAAUUCAAAGUUCCUGCAGCAACAAGUGCCAUUAUAACAAAUGAUGGCAUAGGAAUAAAUCCUGCACAGACAGCAGGAAAUGUGUUUCUAAAGCAUGGUUCAGAUCUACGGAUUAUUCCCAGAGACCGAGUUGGGAGUUCUUAACAUCUACUGAAUGUUCUAGAAUAAGUGACGUUGCCUUGCAGCGAAAGUCUAUUUAUUUUGGAAUUCCAAAAUGCAACUAAUAAAUUGGCCUUUUUAAAGCUAGGAGAAAUUACUUCCCAGGCUUUGAUUUUUUUUGAAACAAAGAUAAGUUUUCAAUUUCUUCUUAAAAUAGAUUAAAUCAUGCACUGAUUCUUCCCAGACUAGUAGAAAAAUGGGCCGAUUGCAUUUUUGUGUUCUGGAAAUGAAUCCUGAUGGAUUUCUCUAUAGGUGUUACGGACGCCACAAGGCUAAACACAGAGCCAUGAUCAAUAGAUAUUUAAAAUAUUGGAUAUUGUAGAGCCUACUUUGUGGAAGGGGGCACUGUGUUAUGAUUUUGCUACAAAGACAUUGUCCCUACUGAGUG